AUGGACUAUAAAGAAAACAGUGAGAAGGCAAAUAUAAAGGAUGUAGAUUUUUAUGUUACUAUAAAGCUACGCUUUUGUAUUUGCCUUAAAGAUAAUAAUGAUAUAAUUAUUGGGAAAAAAAUAUAUGAUGAGAAAAAAAAAUUAAUAAAAAAAAUAAUAUAUUUAAAAAAGUUUACAUUGAAAAAAAAAAGAAAUGGAAACUUACGAGUGGAAAAUACCCAACUAAAAAAUACUGAUAAUAAUACUGUAGAAAAAAAAGAAGAACAAAUAGAAAACCAAAAACUAGAAAAAAAAAUUGAUUCAAUCUCAUCAUGUACUAUACAAACAAAUAAAAAUCAAAAUCUUACUGAUAAAAAAGACGAGAAUAAACAUAAUAAUUCUAUAUCUAAUUACACAAAUAUAAAUUAUAAAGAAUGGUGGAAGGAAAAAAACCAAAAUAAUUUUUUUAUAACUUGUUAUUUAAUUAUAGACAAUGAAUUUUUUUCUCACCCAGUUACUCUCGAAUGUGAUGAGAUUAAAAUAAAAGGUGAAGCUGAUGAAACCCAAAUUAAAAAAAAAAAAAACACAGAAAUUGAUAUAAACGUUGAAAAAAAAAAAGAAGAAUAUCGUGACCCAAUUGAUAUGUUUAUAGAAAGAAAAAAAAAUAAAAUCAUAAAUAAAAUAUUUAUAUUAAAUAAAAGAAUAUCUUUUCCAGUGAAAUAUCGGCAAUUAAACACAAAUAGUUAUUUAUUAUUUAUUUUUCAAAAUAAAAAUAAUACGGAUGUAAGUUAUUAUUCAUUUUGUAGAUUGUUUACUCAAAAUGGUGUUUUAAAGCAGGGCCUUCAAAUAAGGCAUAUGUAUUACACAGGAAGUAAUGACAAAAACAAUCAUAAUAUAACAGCUAGUAAAACUGCUCAUCGUGUUACUAGACAUGUUGCUGAAGCAUUGAGGAGGAAUAUUAUUUAUAUCAAAAAUGGCUCGAAAAAUAAAUCAAAGCAAAGCCUUUUUCGUUUUUUAAAAAACAAUUAUGCAUAUAAUGAUUUAUUAAAUGUUUGUAAUUUAAAAAAAAAAAAUAUAAAAAAGGAAAAAUGCAUAUCUAGUAAGAGCGACACAAAAAAUAGAAUAAUAGCGCACACCAAAUUUUCUAUUGACAAAUUUAUAAUAAAAAAAAAAAAAUAUAAAGUUAGUCUUAUAAAGUCAAAUAAUAAACUCAGACCAUAUACAAAAAAGGUGUUACAUAUUCAUAAUACGAUUCAUCAGGUUAGCCAAAAAGGAAAGGACGAAGAAAUAAACUCGUUAGGAGGUAAUAUACAUGAUAACUGCCAAGAAACCCCAAAUGGUGAAAACUCUAUGAGCAGCUUGAACAGCUUUAACGUGGGCUUGCUUAGAGAGGGAAAGUAUUGUAAUUAUACUCCUUCACAUAAACAAAAAAACUUUUACUUAAAUUUAUUAAAAUAUAAACAUAUGGAUCAUUUUAUAAAUUCCCUAAAAAGGAAUAUCAUAAAAAAUUAUAAAACCUUUGAGAAAAAAAAAUUAAUAUAUAAGAAAGAGGUAGAAAAUGGAAAAAUAGACAAAAGCAAUCAUCGAAUAAAAGAAAUAGGAUAUAUAAAAUAUGAAGUUAAUCAGAAUAAAAAGUGUAAAGUUUUCACAAGUUUAAAUGAGAUCAAUAAAAAAAAGGAUGAACAAUUUUCAAAUAAUAUGACAGAUAUAUAUUGGAUAAAAAAUAAAAAUUUAUUAAAAUGGAAAAAUGGAUAUAGUUAUAUAAAAAAAUAUAGCUACUUAUACGAUUUACAUAAUGGUAGAUCACCAAAUGUUGAAAGUAGAAAUACAUUUAAAUUACUUAAAGAUAUAAUAAAUAUAUAUAAAAAGUUUAAAAUUUUUAAAGAAAAAAAAAUAAAAGGCUACUUAAUAUUUAAUUGUGUAAGUUUUAAUAAAGCUAAAAUAUGCUAUAAUGAAAAGAAAAAAAAGUUAAUUGGAUUUCAUGAAAAUAUUUUUAAUGAUAUAGGAAAUAAAGAAAUUGAAUAUUCAAAUUAUUAUCAUAACACUGGUUCAAAUUAUGAUUGGUUUUUUAAUUCUUUUGAUUAUGUUGGAGAUGCUAGUAGUGCUAAUAAUGCUAGUGAUUUAAGUUUUAAUAAAUUUGCCAAAUCAGUUGCAAAAAGGCAAAAAAAAAGUAGAGAUCAAAAUUUAUUUCUUCCCAAUUAUUUAUAUGAUGAUAGAAAAGUAAGUGAAGUAAAGGAAAACGAUGCAAACUAUUUAAAUAACCAGUCUAAGAUGGUAAAAAAUAAAAAGGAUUCUGAAAAAAAAAAAAAUAUUUUAUGUAAGAGAAAUACAGUGGAUGUAAUUCGAGACUUUAAUAAACGUCAUAGAUAUACAGAAAAAAAAAUGAAUGAUAUAUUUGAUCAUAUUAGUAAAUAUACAAAUAGAAUUAGUAAAAAUAUAAACCUAAGUAAUAUAAAUAGAUAUGAUGAUUAUCCAUUUAAUUUUUUUUCAAAAGAGAAAUAUGAAGAUAAAAAUAUAUCUAUUAGUACACCACCUAUAGAUGAGAUCAAAAUAUUAAAUUAUGUUUUAAGUACCCCUUUACCUAAAAUAAAUGAUGAAGGAAAACAAUGUUUAUGGAAAUUUCGUUUAUUUUUAGUAAACCGUAAAGAAACAUUGGGAAAAUUUAUUAAAUCUGUAAAUUGGAAAAAUAAAAAUGAAGAAAAAGAAGCAAUAAGUUUGUUAAGAAAAUGGUCAAAACCAUCUCUAGAAAAUUGCUUAGAAUUAUUUCAUUUAUAUAUGCGUUAUAAUGUUAUAAAAAAAUAUAUUAUAGAUAUAAUUAAAAAUGCAAAAAAAGAACAAUUAAAAUUAUAUUUAUUUCAAAUUGUACAACGAUUAAGAACAUUUAAUUAUCAACGUAUCGAUGAUUUAUUCAUUGAUAUAUUAAUACAUAAAUGCGUGAAAUCUAAAAAGUUGUCUAUCUAUUUAUAUUGGUUUCUUCUUAGUGAAACACAAGAUAAACAUAAUGGAAAAUUAUAUUUACAUGUUCAUAGAUUAUUUAUAAAUAAGCUAGUUAAAUCCAAUUCAAAAAAAAAAAAAAAAAUUUUAGAAAUUCUAAAAAAUCAAAAUAGAUUUCGUAAUCAGUUACUUUACCUAACAAUAAUAGCUAAAAAUAAAAGUGAUCAUAUUCAAAAUAAAACAAAAAAAAUUAGAAAAAAUCUAUUUUAUUAUAGACAAUGUUUUGGCUAUAUAAAUGUCAAAAAUUUUAUAAAAAAUAAUAUAUUUAUUACUGAUCAAAAUGUUUACAAUUUUUCUCAUACUUUCGAAAUUCAAAAAAACAAUGACAAUUUUUCUUCUAACCCUAUAGAUACUACCGUUUUAAAUAAAUCCACAACUGAAGGAGGGUCACUUCAAAAUGGCUCUACAAGUUUGCUAUCAACUUUUACGCCGUCUAAUGCAUCUCUUGUCAAUCAACAUGAAGAAUAUCACUCUUUAAAAAGGAAUCAGAAUAUUAAAGCGAUGCCAGACGACCUUUGCAACUCUAUAUAUUACCUAAGCCCAGAACUCAGUAUCCAUUUUAAUGCGGAUGAAGAUAAAUAUGCAUUUCAAUAUGAAAGAAAGUGUAAUAUGUCUGAUGAAUAUAUUAAUAGUAAUGCUAUAAGUAAUGUUAGUCAUAAUCGAAAUCAUGACAACAAUUUUGAUAAUGAAAGUAGUGGAUAUGUAAUAAAUUAUAUUGAUGAUUCUAAAGUAGUGAAAAUUGAAAAAAAUAGGGAUAGUUCUUUUUUUUCCAAUUUUUUACAAAAUAAUGACAGUUUUGGAUUUUUCCUUAAUUAUAGUGAUGAUGAUAAAAGUUUUGAAAAUUUAGAUGAUUCAAUAAAUAUAGUUCAAGAACAAAAGAUUAAAAAAGUAACUACUCCUUUAAUUUUGCCAAUAGAUCCAAAUACUGAAUUAUUAACUUUUUUACCUGAACAUUCAUAUGUUUUACGAUCAUCAUUAUAUCCUAUUGUUAUAGCUUGUUUGGUUAGAAAAAAAAUAAAAUUAUUUCAUUCAGAUUAUCAUAAUUUAAUUAUUAAUAAACAAAAAUAUUUAAAAAAAAAUAUAAAAAAAAAAAAAAAAAAUUAUUCCUUAUAUCAUUUUUAUGAUUCAAAAUUUAUUAAAGCAUUAUAUAAUUCAUUUGAUAAAGCAAAAGAUUUUCAAUAUUAUUAUAAAAACAUAAAAUGUGAAAAUAAUGUUAUUUUUUAUAAAAAACAAAAAAUUGAACGAAUAAGUCCUUCACAAAAUAGUGAGCUUCUUAAAGAUGGAAAGAAACAAAAUACAAAAGUAAGAACCGAUAUUUUAAAGGAAAUGAAAAUAAAAAUAUCAAAUGGUAAGGGACAAUAUAAUAAUGAUGAUUCAUUAGCAGAUAUUAAUGAAAACUAUGGAGAAUAUGAUUAUACCUUCAAUCCUGACUUUUCCCAUUUUGAAAAUAAAAAAAUAGACACUGAUUCGAUAGUUACACCUACUUCAAACUCAUUGAUGAAAAAGAAAAGUGACAUAAAUAAUUUGGAAAAACCAGACUCGAAAUUAUGUAAAAAAGAAAAUGAUCCCUCAAAUGAUAAAGUAGAAAAUGGACUAACACAAAAAGACAAACAAAAUAGUAUUAAUAAAAAACGUGUAAAAAAAUAUAAUGAAAUAUAUGAACUAACUAUUAAAAAAUAUAUAUAUAAAGCAGGAGAUGAUUUAAGACAAGAUCAUUUAGUAAUACAAGUUAUAUAUAUAAUUGAUAAUAUUUGGAAAAAGUAUGGAUUAAAUUUAAAAUUAACAUUAUAUAGAGUUUUAGCUUUAUCGACUAAUGAUGGAUUUAUUGAAUUUGUAGAUUAUGCUGAAUCAAUUUCUUCUAUAAAAAAAAAUUAUAAUGGUGAGAUUAGACAAUAUUUUAUUCAUCAUAGUAAAGAAAGAAAUACACCCUUAGGAUUUGAUAGAGAAAUCUUAGAGAAUUUUAUUUCAAGUUGUGCUGGUUAUAGUGUUAUUACUUACAUAUUAGGAAUAGGAGACCGACAUUUAGAUAAUCUAAUGGUAUCUAAUGAUGGCCGUUUUUUUCAUAUUGAUUUUGGAUAUAUAUUUGGUGAAGAUCCUAAACCAUUUUCACCUCCUAUGAAAUUAUGUAAAGAAAUGAUUGAAGCAAUGGGUGGGGCUCAAAGUGUAGGAUAUGAACAAUUUUUAAAAAAAUGUUGUUUAGCAUAUAAAUAUUUAAGAUACCAUUCAACAUUAAUUAUAAGCUUAUUAGAUUCUAUGUGUGAAUCGGGUUUAAAGGAUAUGAAAACGGCACCAGAAUUAUGUGUUUUAAAAGUUCAAGAAAAAUUUAGAUUAGAUUUAAAUGAUGAAGCUGCAGAAAUUCAAUUUUUGGAAGUUAUUAAUGCAUCUGUUAAGACACUUUUCCCAAUAGUUGUAGAUAAGCUUCAUGAAUGGGCCCUAAACUGGAAGUGA
Molecule: messenger RNA, 5421 nt
Organism: Plasmodium vinckei vinckei
Lineage: Eukaryota; Apicomplexa; Aconoidasida; Haemosporida; Plasmodiidae
Product: phosphatidylinositol 3-kinase, putative
Exons: 1
Coding region: 1-5421 (1806 amino acids)
Biological process (GO): endocytosis; autophagosome assembly; phosphatidylinositol-mediated signaling
Cellular component (GO): phosphatidylinositol 3-kinase complex, class III, type II; phosphatidylinositol 3-kinase complex, class III, type I; endosome
Molecular function (GO): 1-phosphatidylinositol-3-kinase activity
Source: RefSeq, a predicted model, not a curated record